GGGUAAAGGGCAGCGAUGUCCCGCCCUCUGAACGCGGACUCUGGUGCUGAUUGGCUGUCAGCCGGACGGACGGGGCAAGCGACCAAUGAGAGAGCGAGGAGACGAGCUGAGGAGGCGGCGCGCGAGGCGGGAGACGCGGCGGGAGGGAGGUCCCAUCCCCCACACGCCGCCAUGUUGUCCCUGAAGGUGAAGGUGGAGAAACCAGAUUUAGAGGCGACGUCAGCAAGGAGCCGCUUGGACGCUGUGCUGCAGGGUCUAUUGGAGCGCAAUGAGGGAGAUAGGGAAGCCCUGGAGGACGAUGCUGGCAAAGCAGGAGGCGACUCGAUCCCAAAGGCCGCCUCACCCAGCGCCACUGGAAAGAGAUCGUCCCGCCGGUUCCCCCCCCACCGGAGGAAGAAACGACGUGAGGCUGAAGAGGGGCAGCCCGAGCCCCCCCUGCACAGACACAAUACGUACGUGAUCAAACUGUUUGACCGCAGCGUGGAAUUGGGGCAGUUCUCGGAGGGGACGCCCCUAUAUCCCGUCUGUAGGGCCUGGAUGAGGAACUGCCCCACAGCCAGACCCACAACCUGCCCCACGGCGCCGGAUCCUGCCCCACAAGUUGAGCCAAAAUCCCCCUUUUUGGCCCAAAUUUCCCCUUUUUGGCCCCAAUUUUCCCCUGUUCAGCCCCUGGAGCCUCCGUCCAUGUCGACCCUGAUCUACAGCAACAUGGAGAGAUGGAAACGCGUCCGACAGAGGUGGAAGGAAGCAUCUGCCCGGCAACAGCAGCGCUAUGGCGCCAGCCUGCGCCUCCUCCGCCGCAUCUACGAGCGACAGUAAAACCGACCAAUCAGCGCCUCCCUUUCACCCUUAUCCCCGCCCUCCCGCUUGCUCCCGGCCAAUAGGAUUUCUUCUUUCUUCCCCCUCCCCCUCCCGCUUGCUCCCAGCCAAUAGGAUGUCUCCUUUCUUCCCCCCCGCCCCCCGUAGUAUAGUGUGGGUGUGACGUCACAAUGGAGCUCGGCGCUGAUUGGGUGAGGGGAGAAAAAGGGGGCGUGGCCUGGAGGGUUUAUUGUUCAUUCAUAAAAAGGAGGCGGCGGCGUGGGAAUGAAUCCUAUUGGUGGGACGAAUCCUAUUGGUGGAGCCGAUCCUGAUGCUGGGAUCCUAUUGGUGGGAAAAAAAGGGGGCGGGGUUAAUUACUAUUAGCAUUAAUUAUUCCAUUGUUUCUGUUGUAAUUAAAGACACACAGUAAUAUUAAUUCCCUAA
Coturnix japonica (Japanese quail) is the source of this 1242-nucleotide messenger RNA. NCBI's taxonomy places the organism in Eukaryota, Metazoa, Chordata, Aves, Galliformes, Phasianidae. The record is from RefSeq and is a predicted model, not a curated record.